GGAGUCCGGAUUACAUAGCAUACUCACACUGUCACAGUACAAGUAUCUUCCUGCGGCUGUUUGGAUUAUCCUAUUGUGUCCCGAUACUGCCGUUUCCUCUUCCUCCUUCCUUCUCUUUUCGUCUCCUUCUCCAAAAUCUCUACCUAGGGGAAACAGGGCCAAUGGUAGUGUUUCCCGAGCCCACAUCUCAUGGUGCUCUCGGCAAUCUCUCCCUACCCGGUACAGCUCCCCUAAAGAGACACUACCGGUAGCCCUCCUGCAGGUAUCCAGGGCCCCGAGCCCUUCGAGCAAUGAAAGCCAGAAAGUAUGCAAGCACCUACAGAGAGUGCAUAACUUAUAUCGCAAAGGGCGGAUCAUGCAAUAGAUGUCAGUGUUAUAAACCAGCACUAACCCUCCUGCAAUUUCCAAUGGUAGAUAGUUUGUGAAUGGUGACGAACCCGGGUGUCUCUUUAGCCUACGGGAAGCACAUU
Tuber aestivum (summer truffle) is the source of this 470-nucleotide messenger RNA. The record is from the annotation of a GenBank genome assembly. Lineage: Eukaryota; Fungi; Ascomycota; Pezizomycetes; Pezizales; Tuberaceae.